UAAAAGGCAGAGGGGGAAGGGGAAGGUGGAGGUGAGCCGGCGGAGGAAAGAUGGCGAGUUUUGGGAAACUCACAGACUACUUUAAUCGGCGCAAGUCUCAAGAGGAGAUGCGGGAGGGAAGGAGCGCGCAGCGCAGCGGCAGCUACUGCUGCACCGUGGCCGAGGCCAGGUCCCUGGAGAGGAAGCUGCAGAGACCCAUGCUGGCUAAGUCCCGGACCCUCCCCAGCAUCCCCCAGUCUCCCACCGUCUCCAGAGUGCAUCACUCCCAUCUCCUCGGCGGGAGUCCUCCUCGUAGGAAGAACCCGCCCCCCGCCGCCAGCCACCCAAAGGCCUGCACUCUCCCGCCAGCAGGGGAGCUGUGGCGCUUGGAGGACGACAUGGAGGGCGGAGACGAGCCCGGGCACGGCGACGGCGGCGGCCCCGAGGCCCGCCCUCGCUCCCAGUCCCCCUUCUCCCACUUCCGGGCGCGAGCCGCCUACCUCCGCAAGAGCGUCUCGGCGGACGACCACCUGGACCUCGGCUCGGACUUCGGCUCCGCGGCCGGCGCCGAGAGCAAGCCCCCCCGCAGCAGGAAGGGCAAGCUGAAGAGGAACUUUAGUCUGGGCUCCGCUGACCGAAAGGAGAAUCAGCACAAGAAGUCAGAGUCGGGCAUCUCCAAAUUUACCCACCGCCUGUCCCUCAAAGAGCGUGUGGCCAAAGCAGAGAAGACCUCCACGGACAGACCUCCAUCCUACAGAAGACGAUCUCUCAGUGUGGACUGGGCCGACUCGGCCAAGAUGACGCAGCCCACGAGGGGCGACCAGGCCCACCAGCCGGCCCCGACCCGCAAGUCGGCCAGCCUGUCCUCGCCGAGCGCGGCCCGCCGCCUGUACCGCAACUUGUCUGGAAAGUUCCGUGUGGGCACCAACCCCCCCGCUCCGGAGGACAGCGCGGUGUCGGGGCGGGGAGGAGACAAGGAGAGGCUUCGCAAAACCACCGUAUUCCAGAGUAACGAGGCGCUGUUCGAGGCGGUGGAGCACCAGGAGCUGGACCUGGUGCAGCUGCUCCUGUCCCAGUACAGCCUGGAGGAGCUGGACCACAACACCCCCAACAGCGAGGGCCUCCUGCCGCUCGACAUCGCCAUCAUGACCAACAACGUGCCCAUGGCCAAGCUGCUGCUGCGAGCUGGUGCGAAGGAGAGCCCCCACUUCGUGAGCCUGGAGGGCCGAGCGGUGCACUUGGCCACCUUGGUGCAGGAGGCCGAGCGGCGCGUCUCGGAGCUGCGGGCCCAGCUCGGCGGCGAGGAGGGACCCGACCGGGAGAGGCAGCUGAAGGCCUGGGAGUGGAGGCUCCGCCUCUUCCGCCGCAUGCAGACGGGCUUCCAGCAUGCCGCCCCCCCGGACGCCCCCGCUGCAGUUCGCCUGUCCGUCAGCAGCAGCACCGCUCUGAGGGUGGACUUCCAGGAACCUCCCUGUGUCAACUCCGCCGUGGUGACCAAGUACAAAGUGAGCUGGAGCACUGCUCCUUCAUUAAGUCCUUUGCUGGGGGAGAUGGUGGUGGAGGACACCGCUCUGCUACAGGGGAACAUCGCGGGGCUCACUUCUGGGACCUAUUACUACGUCCAGGUGUCUGCCUACAACAUGAAGGGCUGGGGGCCUCCGCGAGCUUCCAUCCCGGGCUGCGCUGCACCUUCCAGUUGGAGGGACAUCGACGGACGAGCGCCGCGUCAGAGAGGCCAGAAGGAGGCACUCGACCAGCUGCUCGGCCAAAUAAAGGAAGCUCACCGCCACUGUGUCUGCCAUGAACAGUGUAAAGCUCCAGCGCAAGGGAGGAAGCACUCGGUGUCCAAAAGCCUGCGGCACCUCUUCCAGCCCACCAGCAAGUUUGUUAAAGGCUUGAAAAGGGGUCUCUAUCUGACAUCCAUACUCUACAGAGACGACAACGUGUUGGUGACGCCGGAGGACCAGAUUCCCAUCGUGGAGGUCGAAGAUUCCUACUCGAGCUCCCUUAUGCAGGACUUCCUCUGGUUCACCAAGGUGUCUUACCUGUGGGAGGAGGUUCCCUGGCUGCAGCAGUGUCUCAGUCCUUCCCAGUCGUCCUGCUCCUGCACUCUGCAGACGCGACUCAAGAUGCUGCAGGCCGUCUCCCAGCUGCAGGGAAUGCUGGGCACCCAGGACCUCGGCCAGGUGUAUUUUGAGCCAAUCAAAGACAAGCACGGUAACGCCUUGCUGGUGCUCCUGAAGGACAUGAACGCCUGUCCUAACCUGGACGGGGUCCGCUGGACGCAGCUUUGCAAACUGCAGCUCCAACGCAAGUCCAUCUCCUCCCCCGAGGAGCCGACGGCCCUGGACAUGCUGCUCAUCACGCUCCACGAGAAGCUGGCGUAUCACAGGCGGAGCAGGAAGGUGUUGUCUCCAGGCCUCUACCUGGGCUACCUGAAGCUGUGCACGUCGGUGGAGCAGAUCAGAGCGCUGGUGCCCCAGAAACUGCCCAACGUCCUCUGUCACACCAAAAUCCGGGACAACGGCAACGUUUCCAGAGAGGAGUGGCAGUGGCUGCAGGCCCUCAGCUCCCUGGAGGAGGCGUUGGAGAUGGACCAGGAGGAGCAGAGUGCUCCACAUCGCCUCCUACAGGACCUGCGCGGCGCCAUCAAAGACCUGAUGGCUCACAUCAACGUCCUCGGCAAUCAGAUGCAGGACUUCCGUCUCUAUAGCCAGGAGGUGGUGGAGUUUGGGGAGAAAGUGUCCUUCCUGCUCCUUCUCCCACCUUCAGACGAAGUGUGCACAGCUCCCGGUCAGAACAACCCGUACUCCCCCCGCUCUGGCUUCCUCACGCUGCCCCUGCAGAUCUUUGAGCUGGUCCACUUCAACACCUACAGCCCCAGUUUCAUUGGCCAGUACUGCAGAGUGUCGGCUUUGCUGGAGCUGGAGUCCCUCAUGUCCCAGCAGGCCCUAAGGGAGGCCUUCUCCGAGGACGAGCUCUUUGCCGCUAAGAAGAAACACCAGCAGGUCCAGGAACACAUUCAGCAAAUGGAGGAGGUGUGGCGCGACGCCAGGUGGAUCAUGGACGCCCUGCAGUACGCCCGCUACAAGCAGCCCACAGGAGGCCUCUCCGUGAGCUGGAUAAUUGACUUCUCCAAGGAAGUGAUGUCCGACAAGCCGCCGUCCACCUCCUCUCAGCCGGACUUCAUGCCCUCGCCGGAGCCCUGCCGCAAGCACUCAGGCCCCUUUCCUCAUAUUUCUGCCGAUUUCGCCGGACUCUCGGACGAGGAAGGCUCCGACGUCUUCCUCACCACCGACAGCGACUACGACUCCAGCCGCGCGCAGAGCCCCCGCGAGCUGGACCUGUUGCCCCCCUCGCCCCUCUCCUCCUCCGUGCCACUGGAGCCCCGCGGCUUCCUGCGCAGCGACGGCAGCGGCUCCGGGGGAGGGACGUGCCCGGGCGGAGGGGGGCGCGCGGCCGGGUCGCUGAGGGGCUCCACGCCGGACGUCCUGCAGGCCUCGGAGCCGCCGCCCGGGAGGGAGGGCGAGCGGUGCGGCGUGGAGCGGCGCCGGGGGGGCCCCGAGCUCUUUGACAGCGACUUCAUCCUGCCCAGCAGGCAGAUCGAGCUGCUGCACAUCACCGAGAAGCGGCAGGCCUUCUGCGUGAGGACCAGCAGCCUGGAGUUCCCCUCCGCCGCGUCGGCCCACCAGCCCUACUCCAACCACACCAGCUGCGCCUCGCCCUCCGCCUCGCCACAGCGCCGGCCCGCGUCGGCGGAGCGCUGCCUGCCGCAGGCGCGCACUUUGUCGCAGGACAGCGGCACGCAGAGGCUCUCCUCGCAGUCGCCCGCCGCCCUCAGGAAAGGCUGCCACAGCACCCUCAGGGUGCACCCGCAGUACCGCACGGGCCUGCCGAAGGAGACCAGCGUCAAGCUGUGCGUCACUCCGGGGACGUCGGCGCGGGAGAUGGUGCAGCUGGUGGUGCAGGAGAUGAACGUGGUGUCGCGGCGCAUGCUCGGCGGCGGCGGCGGCGAGCAGGAGCGCUGCGUGUGCUACGGCCCCGAGCAGCUGAAGCACUUUGCCCUCGUGCUGGUGGUCGACAACAGAGAGAAGUGGCUCCAGGACGACUUCUGUCCCCUGGAGCUUCAGAACCCGUGGCUCAGGGGGAAACUGUGCGUUCGCAUCAAGGAGUAUUCGCCACUGGCGCUCAAACACAGCCGGGCCACCACCGUGUGACCCUUCGUGCCACGAUCUCUCUCGGGGUCGACGUGUAUGGAAAUGGAGGAACUGUAGCGUUUGAACAAAACAGGGCUCCUUAACUCCAACGCCUCACUGAUGCAGCUACAGCACGGCUCUCCCCUGCUGUGUCCUCAAUUAAAACCUCCACGGGGGACACACCCAACGGAACAAUGAAGAAAAAAAAAAAAAAAAGCGUCUGUAGCCGUCAGACUCGGGCCUCCGCCAUGAACUCUCUCAUUGUGUGAUCCCCAAAGAGCCGGCCCCGCGUUCCCAGGACGUGGCUCUGGACGGGCUCCAGGGGCCGAGAGGAAGGGAGGAGCACAGCUGGCGUCCCGGCUCGAGGAAGCGAUCGGCCCGGCGAUUUGGCCCGUCGGCCCGUUACUCAGCUGCUGCUGGCCACUGUGCUGUCUGCAGGCCAUGGGGGGAGGAGGAGGAGGAGGAGGAGGAGGAGGAGGAGGAAGGUUCACAACAUGGCACUGGUUCUCUGGUGCUCGGUGGCUCACUCCUGCAGCAGUAGAACCUCUGUACAGUAGACUCAGUCGUAGUGUAGCUAACAAACAAAAUAAAAAACAAUUGGGUUUUCACAACGGAGCAAACACGAGCAAUACUUGAGUUUUGUUUUUCUUAUAGAUGGGAGAAAAAGCAUGUUAACCUUCCAGAUUUGUACUCCUCCUCAGUACUGUAGUCCAUGCCGUGCUAAAAGUUGACCAGUUGAGUGUUUUGUCGUGUUUGGAGGUAUUCCCCGAAGCAUCAGAGAAUGGUGCCCACGUGUCUGCAGAGCGUCUCCCACAGGGCCAAAGGGGGGGCAAAAUAACAUAUCGUAUACUACAGACUCAAGUUAUAUAUGCAAGGCCUUAACUACACAUUUCAGCCCAUCAACGAAGCGCUAUGACCUGCGAUGUGGAGAACAGCAGCGUGACAUUAUGAGAGGAGCUUCGGGUGCACACACAGCACCAACCUUCAUGCAGACAUCACAUGACAUGCAAGGAUCCCGUCAGUCAACAAAACACCAAUAAACACUUCGUUCACAUUUGCUUGUUAUAUUACUUCUAAUUUCCUACUUUUCGCGUUGUCAUUACACAAAUCCAGUUAGCAGUAAGCAUGCUAGCAGCGCUAGCUUCUCAACCCUUGCUCUUCUACGCUCUCUGGUAUUUGGAUGACGUCCAUUACCAAAACGCCGAUGAACAUGUUAUAGUUUAGGAAUGAAUAGCAUUACAUUGACCGAGAUAAUAAACCAAGCCUCUUAGCAAUCUGAUCCACCUCUUUUUUUGCCGUUCUUUGGGGACACGUUUAGACGACACAGGGCUCUCAUGACCCGCAGCAUUUCCAAAUGUAGCAGCAGAAAGGUCCAGAAGGAGAGGAGCAGCGAGGCGGAGGCGGCGGACCUGGCCUCGCUUAUCGUAGCGCUUGCCGCUGUCACAGGGAGGGUCUCCUUCCACUUUACAGGAUGUGUUUACGUGCAACUACUGUAUGAAGAUGUUGUUUUAAGUUGUAAUUGGUUCUAAUGGCUCAAACUGUUGUGUUAGCGCUUAGAUGUCUUCUUUAUUCACUUUGUUAAGAGCUUUCACCACAAACUGAAACCGUGUAAAUAGACAAAACAAGACCAGGGGAUGAAUGUACUGUAUCUGCCCUCAAUGUGAAAGGAGGUGAAUGUGGGGCUGUCAUCACUGCUGGGGUCAAAGGUCAGUGAAGACUAAGCUAAAGCGGUAGAGGGGGGGGGGGGGUUAUAUUCCAGUUUCCAGUUGAAAAGUAAAGCCCCACGUUUACAAGGAGCCAUCGGGCGAAGUCAUGAAGGAGACAUCACGUCACUUUUUUAGAAUCUAUUUUUUAUUGAACAAUAAAUGAACAUUACAAAAUAAAAGCCACGGUUGUUUUACGAGGGU
Molecule: messenger RNA, 6082 nt
Organism: Pungitius pungitius (ninespine stickleback)
Lineage: Eukaryota; Metazoa; Chordata; Actinopteri; Perciformes; Gasterosteidae
Gene: ankfn1b
Product: ankyrin repeat and fibronectin type-III domain-containing protein 1
Exons: 23
Coding region: 51-4196 (1381 amino acids)
Biological process (GO): signal transduction; regulation of establishment of bipolar cell polarity; establishment of mitotic spindle orientation
Cellular component (GO): spindle
Molecular function (GO): protein binding
Source: RefSeq, a predicted model, not a curated record